GCAGUCAUUACUCCUUAUUAUGCACCAUAGGACUUCCUAGGUGCAUGCCCACACCCACACAAACAGUGAGAGGAAGUCACAAAGAGGGGAGAAGGAGAUGGCAGGUCUGCAGAGAUCCUCCCAAACAUUUAGGAGGUCUGGUUCAUCAGGUUUGGUCUGGGAUGGAAGGCUUAUGUCUGAAGGCCAUGACCAGACUUAUCAAAGCUCAACUGGUGAUGGAGAGGCUAGUAGCUUAGAAUCCAAAGAGCUAAGGCACUCUCGUAGCAUUGGAUCCGGUAUGACGGCACAACGCAAGUGCAGUGAUAGUGUGGAGCGCAGCAGGUCUGGCAACCAGGCCUUUCGUACUCGACCUGUUCCUCCUGCUAUGGAUCCACCUUCACCCAAAGUCUCCCACUGCUUGUUCUGCGGCAUUUUUAGCAAGGAAGAACCCUCACAGCCUCCCAAGCCCAGAAGGGGAAAAAAAUUGAUGUGCAUAGUCAUUGGGAAACAAAGGUGUCUGGUAGUUCCAUUUCCACCUUCUUUGUCCAUAAAGCAUAUCCUUUUGGCUCUCUGCCUACCAAGCUACUACCAUUCAAAAGGUUUGGCAGCACCUAGGCAUGAUCAAUCUCAGCCAAAGUUGCUUUAUCCAAAUGUAAACCUAAUGAGAAAGGCAUAGUGGGCAGGUAGAAACAAUAGUGAACAUGUAAAAAUGUUUUCAGGGAUUUUUAACAUGCAGUUUUCUUUUACUGGCAUGUAUUAACUAUAUGUAACA
This is a messenger RNA of Oryza brachyantha (malo sina), 751 nucleotides long. Its product is annotated as MAPK kinase substrate protein At1g80180-like. NCBI's taxonomy places the organism in Eukaryota, Viridiplantae, Streptophyta, Magnoliopsida, Poales, Poaceae. Bases 98 to 655 code for a protein of 185 amino acids. The transcript is spliced from 2 exons. The record is from RefSeq and is a predicted model, not a curated record.